UCAACCCAACCUUGAGCGUUGAAAAUUGAAAGCACGUUGGCCCGUCAUUUUCCCCAUUUUGCCCCUCUGUCACCUCCGUCCCCGCGCUCUCCCUACGUCUCAUUUCUUCCAGUUUCUGACAUCUUCGAGGGCAAUUUCACUUCUUCCCAACUAUUUAUUAUCCUUCCUCUCUCCCUCCCCUUCACCCACGAUUUCCAGCAGCCAGGCAGGUACACAGAUUUUCUACGCGGGAAAAUGUCUCAGAUUACAGAGGAGAUCAGAGCGAAAGCAGAGAUGUACCAUGGAGAUGAAAUGUGCCAAGAGAAGUCCAAGCUAUUGCUGAAGGAAGUAGGGCUGCCCAAUGGGCUUUUGCCCUUGAAAGACAUGGAGGAAUGCGGGAUCGUGAGGGAGACUGGCUUCGUGUGGCUCAAGCAGAAGAAGAGCUCCACCCACAAGUUCGAGAAGAUCGGGAAGCUUGUUUCGUAUGAGCCUCUGGUGACGGCCUACGUGGAGCCUGGAAAGAUCAAGAAACUGAAUGGCGUGAAGACCAAGGAGCUGUUGAUUUGGGUGUCGCUGAGCGACAUAUGCGUGGAUGAUCCGCCCACGGGGAAGAUCACUUUCAAGACACCUGCAGGGCUAUUCAGAUCAUUCCCAGUUUCGGCUUUCGUAAUUGAGGAAGAGGAAGCCUGUGCUGACGCUGCGAAUAAGGAAGCCAAGCCGGUUCAAGAGGUGGAUGCCGCUGUGGAAUUCAAAGAGGUCUGAAUCUGUAUUAAUAUUAUUAUGUCGUCUCUGUUUUUGUUUUUUUAUAAAUCCCUAUUGCUCUUUGUUCUAAAGCUAGCUAGCUUUUACCCUUAAUAAUAAUCAUCCAUUCCUAGUGA
Molecule: messenger RNA, 857 nt
Organism: Prosopis cineraria
Lineage: Eukaryota; Viridiplantae; Streptophyta; Magnoliopsida; Fabales; Fabaceae
Exons: 1
Coding region: 235-741 (168 amino acids)
Source: RefSeq, a predicted model, not a curated record